Messenger RNA from Cuscuta epithymum, 1073 nucleotides. The record is from the annotation of a GenBank genome assembly. Lineage: Eukaryota; Viridiplantae; Streptophyta; Magnoliopsida; Solanales; Convolvulaceae.
UGAUCUUCUAGAUUAAUAAUAUUGGGGGUUAGACGAUCAAAAAAACGUAAGGGCAAGUUACAAAUUGCAACUGAACAUUUACCUCGUAACAAACAUCAAAAUCAAUUUUUAACUACACAAUAUGCAAUGAAGAAUAUCUCCACGCAAAGCAACACCAAAGCUGCAAUCGCUCCGUCUCUUCUCGCACAGUGAUAGAUACGGCGUACUUUCCUAGUUGAUUGGGAGUUAGCGUACCGAUUCAGGUGCUUCAAUCUUCGGAUCUUCCAAUUUCUAUCUGCGCGCUUCCUUCCCUGAAUCAGAUGGCCAAUUUGUAUGUAAGGGCGGCGCCGCCGACGGAUCUGAAUCGAAAUACGGAGUGGUUCACGUAUCCAGGGGUGUGGUCUACCUACAUCCUCAUCCUAUUCUUCUCGUGGCUCGUCGUCCUUUCCGUCUUUGGCUGCUCUCCCGGCAUGGCCUGGACAAUCGUCAAUCUCUCUCAUUUCGUCAUAACAUAUCAUUUCUUUCACUGGAAGAAAGGAACACCUUUUGCAGAUGAUCAGGGUAUUUACAACAGGUUGACUUGGUGGGAACAGAUAGACAGUGGCAAGCAGCUCACACGCAAUAGAAAGUUUCUUACAGUUGUCCCUGUCGUACUGUACUUAAUAGCGUCCCACACAACUGAUUACCAACACCCAAUGCUGUUUCUCAACACAGUAGCAGUUUUUGUACUGGUGGUUGCAAAGUUUCCACAUAUGCACAAAGUUCGCAUCUUUGGGAUUAAUGCUGAUCAGUGAGCUGAGUUCCACCCAAAUAUGAAUUUCCAAUUUGCUCUCAAGUGCAGCACUGUUGAUCUUGAAUGACUUCCUGGGCAAAUUGACAAUAUCCCCUGUACAGAUGCAUAUUUCAACAAACAAGGAUUAUAGUAUCUGUAAAAUUCAAGAAUGUCUUGUGUGGCGUUCUUUAUAACGAAGUCUCUUUGUAGCUAUGGAACUGUUGAAAGAUGAAAAACUCCAACGGUUUAAGCAGUUUUAUUUUUCCAAAUAUUUGAUCAAAGGGGACUAGAAAUAUAGUAGACCAGUAGCAUUUUGCACCCA